AUGAGUACUUGUGUUAGUUUAAAGGUCCGAAAAGUUAACCUACACUAUAAGACAGUGCAUCAACCCAAAAGUGAUAUGGCUAAAGAAGCAUCGGAUUAUUAUUGUCGUGCACAUUUCAUCUACCACCACGGUCAGAAACCUUCUUUGACUUUGGUGACGCCAGCUACCAUGUCGAGCGUCCUGCAUAGAAUAUAUCCACUACUACUCAUAGCAGAUGCAACUCUGAGCAAUCUCAUGUGGAUAUGUGAGGAUUUAUGCCUUCCCUUUAUUCAUUUAGUAAUGGUUCUAAUGGUGGUGAACUUUUUAUGUGAAGAUUUACAAGUAGACAUUAGUCACAUUGCCCAAUUAUGGUUAGGUUUAAUGAGUCUUUUCUUUCUAGCGUUCUCAGUGGCUUAUUAUAUAUUGACACUUUAUCAAGACUUGCUUUACGAAUCAGAACCUCCAACAGUAGACGACAUUGUAAUUGUGUUGGAAUCUGUAGUGGAUAAACUAGAAACCAUACAACAUGAAGGGUUGAGUGUGAAUAAGAGGCGAGCAUUGCAAUUAGCAGUAUUGUUAACACCACUGCAUUGGGGUUUAAUCAAAUUAGUGUCGAUGAAGAACUAUUGUAUGGGGUUUACUUUAAUGUGUAUUCUGUACCAUUCAAAUUGGUUCCAAUGUACUUUAAAACUGUUUUGGAGAAUUCUGUUGACACGAAAGGUUUAUUAUGGACUGGAGAGGCUCUUUAAUGGUCACGGUCCAUUCCCCAAGAAACCAGUGGAUUUUUUUAGGGCCAUUAGUAGUAGUGAAUACAUCUAUCGAAUGGCCUUACCUCAUGAUGUAAAAGCUCUUCAUAGCCAUAAGUUACAAUUAAGAUUACAGCAAUUAUUUCCCUGGGAUAAACCGCUACACAAUGAUGAAAAUGGCUCUGAUUUGAUGGUAAUUGAGUUUAAAAUCAAUGAAAACCAAAGGAAAUGGCAAGCAGACGGCUGGACCGCCCGCAUGUUACCUUAUGAGAGAACUAAAUAUUCCAUUGAACUUGGUGGGAAGAUAAACACAUGCCAUUCCCCAUGGCAGUUUCAAGAAUCUGAUCUUAAAAAUUGGUCAUGGCUUGACGAUUGCUGGAGACCUACAGAUUGGAUUUAUUCUGAUACUAAUUGGGAUUUCAAAGGUGUGCACGAUUCAUUAGACUGCUGCACUAGAACAAGAGCCUGGAAACGCAGAGUCUACCGCCUGAUGGAAUAA
Messenger RNA from Zygosaccharomyces rouxii, 1224 nucleotides. RefSeq names its product Pex32p (gene PEX32). Gene Ontology annotation, cellular component: peroxisomal membrane. NCBI's taxonomy places the organism in Eukaryota, Fungi, Ascomycota, Saccharomycetes, Saccharomycetales, Saccharomycetaceae. Bases 1 to 1224 code for a protein of 407 amino acids. The record is from RefSeq and is a predicted model, not a curated record. The transcript has a single exon. Gene Ontology annotation, biological process: peroxisome organization.